This is a messenger RNA of Dufourea novaeangliae, 2949 nucleotides long. RefSeq names its product integrin alpha-5-like. The record is from RefSeq and is a predicted model, not a curated record. The transcript is spliced from 9 exons. Gene Ontology annotation, molecular function: integrin binding. Gene Ontology annotation, cellular component: integrin complex; external side of plasma membrane. Lineage: Eukaryota; Metazoa; Arthropoda; Insecta; Hymenoptera; Halictidae. The annotation marks the transcript as partial. Gene Ontology annotation, biological process: cell-matrix adhesion; cell-cell adhesion; integrin-mediated signaling pathway.
AUGUAUAAUUUGGACGUUCAUAGUGUUCAAAUACGCAAUGCUUUUUCAACACCGUAUUCCAAACAAAGAGGAAGUUACUUUGGCUAUUCCAUUGCAUUUUAUGUAAAUGGAAAUGAUUCAAUUUUACUUGUUGGGGCUCCCAGGGCGAAUGUAAGUACAUUACAAGGUGUAAUUGAACCAGGAACUGUAUACCAAUGUCCACUUAAUAAUGCAUGCAAAGAGUGGCAUAUUGAUGAAACUGGAAAUGGUCAACAUAAACAUAUCUAUAGAGAAAAACAAAGUAAAGAUAAUGCAUGGAUUGGUGCAACAAUUGCUGUAGAAAACAAAAAUUCUCCAAGAAUUGUGAUUUGCGGUCCACGAUGGACGCUUAUUGAUUUACGUUGGACGGUGAAUAGAUUCAUGACUGGCAUUUGUUACUGGGCAGAAAUUAAAUCUUUUAACAAAGAAGUCAAACAUGGAAUAGUAUCGUUUUCCGACCAGUCGCAAUUAAUAAUUACUAGAAGAAAUCAGUAUGUUUACAAUUUGGGAAUGGGUCUAGCUGGAUUUUCUUUACAUGUGUCUAACAAAGUGCAAUGGACAGUAAUAUUAGGUGCUCCUGGUGCACUUAGUUGGAGAGGUACAUCCUUCUUAGUUACAGAGUCUUCUAAAAAAAAAAUAGAAACAAUAAAUCUAUUUCCUACUUAUGAAGUAGAAUUUGACAGUGGUGAUUACUCUGGCUACGCUGUAACAUCUGGUAAUUACUUUGAAAAAGGAGAAUUAUGGUUUGCUUCAAGUAGUCCACAUGCUAACAAUAUGCAUGGAAAAGUUGUUAUAUUCAAUUUUUCUAAUAACGAUAAUAAGAAAUCAACAGUGAAAAAGACUGUAUAUGGAGAUCAGCUUGGUGAAUAUUUUGGAGCUGCUUUAACAUCAUGUGACCUCAAUAAUGAUUAUAAAGAUGAACUAAUAAUUGGAGCUCCGCAAUGGGCGAAAGAUAUGGAUGAAGGCCGAAUAUAUAUCCUUAAAGCUACCCACAGUGAUGUUUUUGAGAAACAAAUGUUUGAAGGGGGCACACCUGGAAGUCGAUUUGGUUCUGUCAUAACUUGUCUUGGAGAUAUUGAUUAUGAUGGUUAUGCUGACUUUGCUGUUGGUGCACCAUACGAGGAACAGACUGGUGCAAUAUAUAUAUUUAAUGGCAACAGUAAUGGAUUACUUAAACGUUACAGUCAAAAAAUAAUUGGCAAAGAGUUUGGGGAACACGUCCGUGGCUUUGGAAUGUCAAUUUCAGAAUCCCGUGAUAUAAAUAAUGAUAGAUAUCCUGAUAUUGCUGUAGGCGCUCCUUUGUCAGAUCAAGUAAUUAUAAUAAAAUCUAAGCCAGUUGUUGCAGUAACGACAGAAUUAAUAUAUUUGAAAAAACAAAAACUGUUACAAAAUUCUACAUUAUUUUUAAUCCAAGUAUGUACAUCAUAUAAUGGAACAUAUGCGCCUACUCAUCUUGAAAUUUCUCAAUUGCUUAAAGUUGAUGAAAUGUAUGGAAGAGCAUUUUAUGAUACAAAAAAAAGGAAAGACAACAUUCAUCAUUCCAUUACUUUACAGAACUCUAAAACUUCGUGUACUUCAGAUAAAAUUAAUUUAAAGAUCCAAAAUAUAAUAGAUCCUUUGGAAAUAUUUGUAUCAGUUAAAUUAAAACAAGAAAAUGAGGCAAUUAUAAAUAAAUUUCUUUCUAAAACUGAAGAUGUAAUGAAACUGCCAUUUGCUGUAGACUGCGGAGAAGAUAAUGUUUGUACAUCAGAUGUUAAAAUAAUGUUGUCAACGGACUUAAAGUUUGGUAACAAAUAUACAAUUGGGUCUUCAUUCACUGUUAAACUUAUAAUAAAUGCUUAUAAUUAUGGUGAACCAGCAUAUCAAGCUAAAAUAUACAUAUAUAUUCCAAAUAUAUUAUUCUUGGCAAGUGUACCAUCUUCAUGCAUGGAGGGUUCUCAUGUACACGAUACUUUAGAAAUAAUUUGUGAUAUUGGAAAUCCACUGAGGGCAAAUAAAACAUUAAUAUUGGACUUAGAUCUGAGUGAAAUUCGAUAUGGUAUUGAUCAAGUAAAAUUAAUGUCAAAUUUUACUAUGCAAAGUGAACAAAAGAAUUCAUCGAAUCAUACACAAACUUUAAUUAUAUACUUUGAUGUUGACGUUGAUGUAGCAAUAGCAGGGAAAACACAGGAUGACUUGUAUUCGUAUUUUGGUAAAGUCCAACACCAAUUAAAUGACAUUCAAUUUGAGCAUGUUUAUGAAGUGCAAAAAUUUGGUGUCAGUCCACUUGAAGAAGUUGUACUCACAAUUAGUAUUCCAACAUACUGGAAACAUUCUACAGAAGAUAUACAGAUUAUUAAUCUUAAUAAGACAACUGGUUAUAUGGAUGGGCAACAACUUUAUUGUACACACUCAAACGUUACACCUUCAGUUUCUUUAAUCAGUAUACCAAACAUUUAUUCUGCGCAUUCUAAUUUGAGUGUACAGGAAAAAUUUAAAACGAAAACUAAUUUUUCAAUGAGUUUACCACCCGUGAAUAGGUCACUGUAUCUUGACUGUGCAAAUACUAAUGUACAAUGUACCUAUCUUGAAUGUAAAUUAAGUCCUUUUACAAGUUCCUUGUCUGUAGCCAAAGUUACUCUUAUGUUAGAUCUUUAUUUAAAAAAUUUUAAAUCAAAUAUGUUAGAAGGAAAGGAUAUCAUAUACUUUUUAUCUAACGGAACUGUGAAUAUUGCACAACCAUAUAACAUAACUCAGAAAUAUGGACACAAACCUGACAAUACUAUUGUUGCAACAAUGUUCUUAGGUUCACCAGUGAGUGAGCAACUUGCAACUUGGAUAAUACUUUUAUCAAUUGCUUUAGGAAUUGUAUUACUCGUGUUUUUAAUUAUUGGAUUGGUUACAAUUGGAUUCUUUAAUAGAAAAAAAAGAGAGGAACUUCAAACAUUAAAA